AUGCUAUCGCAGAACGAGCUUGUGCUGCAGCAGGAGAUUGAGGAGAGGUCGAAGCAGCUGGAAGAGAUGCAGGAGUCGUUCAACGAGGCCUGCGGGAAGCUCGAGCACAAGGAGCAAGAGCUCAAGGUCACCAAGAACGAGCUGAGUGAGACCAAGACAAGUCUGAGUGAGACCAAGAACGAUCUCAAGGAAACUCGUGGCAAGUUGGAUGACACGACAUUCGUGCUGGAGACGCACAAGAAGACAGGAGAAGAGCUUUACGAGCAGGUGGAGCAUCAGAACAAGGAGCUGGCGACGUCGCAUCUCGUUGAGAUCAGAGACUAUGUUCAAUCAGCUUUCAAAGAGCUGGAAAGUUUCCAGGAUUUGCAGGCAAAGAAGUUCAAAGCUCUUCAGAAGAUCGUCGCGCAGUAUGUGGUCGAGAAGAACGAGGAGAUCGAAGCGAUCAAGAAGGACGUAUCAUCGCUACAGCAGACGACUGUCCUCUCCCUUGAGGAGCAGAUCAGAACCACGGAGACUACCGUAGAGACCUUCAAGGUUUCAGUUGACGCGGUCAACCUGCUUGCUGUGGAGCAGAAUGACGAGCAAGCCACCUUGAUUCGCCAGGCGAACUCUGACGCCUCCGAGGCGACCGCGAAGCUGGGAGAGGACCUGAGCAAGACCAAGUCUCAGAUCUCGGCGUGGGCUGAACAGACUUUAACUGCAAUCGAGUCCGAGGAGCAUGUUGUCAGCGAUUUCGUUUCUUCGCACCAUCAGAAGAUGUCGGACGUCAAGACCUUGAUCAACUCUUCCUCUCAGCACCACAUGCAGGCCAUCAAGAAGGAGCAAGACGCGCUUUCUGCCCUCGUCCAGCAUCAGGAGAGUUCGUUCAAGUCCAUGGCCGACACCAUCACCUCUCAAGUCAACCGCCUCGUGUCGGAGGCUCUCCAGCAGUACCACCAGCAGAUGUCACGGGAUGUCAACAAUGUUGUCGAUGGGCUGAAAUCGUCCGAGAAGAGCAUCGGAGAGUUUCAGACUUCCUUGACCUCUUCGCUCGAUGCUGUCGGCCAGCAGACUCAGGCGAUGGGAGGAUCCGUCAGCACUAUGCAGAAGCAGAUGAGAGACUUGACAUCCAGGAGCUGCCAGCAAGCCGAGCAGGAGAUUGUUUCUCACAGCAACGACCUCUCGUCCUGCAUGCAGAGCUUGCGCGAGCAAGAGGAGCGCUACGAGUCCAUCUGCAAAACGCAUCAAAGCUCGUUGUCCUCCAAAGUUACCGAGUUGGUACAAGAGAAGGAGGCGCACGCAGCUCAGGUCGUGGAUGCUCUCAACACAGACGUACAGGAUGUGAAGUCGUCUGUGGAUGGAAUCAUUUCCCAACUUGCGUCAUCCGACCAGAAGUCCAACAGCUGGGGUGAGUCCUUUUCCUCCAACGUGGCUCAGCAGGGCGACGAGCUUAGCCGCUUCUACCUGAGCGCGAAGUCUCGGCUGGAGAUGAUCGGAAGCAAGGAGCUGGAGCUGGUGCAGGACCUGCCUACCGGGCAAACUCCGAUGAAGAAGGAGCUCCGCAUCCCUUCCUCGCUCCCUGCCUUCCGCUCGGAUGACGAAGUUCUCGCGGAACUCCGGGGCUUCUCACUGAAGGAGGAUGCUGAUGAAGUGGAGGAGCAGGAGGCGCAAGAGCAGGAGGAGUUCCCUUCGGUGCUGUAG
Guillardia theta CCMP2712 is the source of this 1680-nucleotide messenger RNA. RefSeq lists its product as hypothetical. The record is from RefSeq and is a predicted model, not a curated record. The transcript has 25 exons. Bases 1 to 1680 code for a protein of 559 amino acids. Lineage: Eukaryota; Cryptophyceae; Pyrenomonadales; Geminigeraceae.